AUGUCGGACCCCGUCCUCUCCCCCGCUUCUGUGCCAGCGCCCACACCCCUCACCUCGACAGGUUUCAUCACCUAUCGCCGCCAGCUCCUCUCAUACCUCGCCACUCACGCCCCCGACCUCUUCUACCACCUUUACCCAUCUCCUGCUAUCGAGCCGUACCGCAAGACACCCUCCUCCCUCGUGCACCUCGUAGAGAUGGCUCUGUUCCGACCCUGGGGCCAGUUCGCGGGCGAUCAUCCGCCCUGCGCGAUGGUGAGCGUGACAGGCUUGCGGCUGUCGGAAGAGCAGUUUCUCGAAUGGGCCGACUGGGCUAGAUGUGAACGGUCUCUCCGGAAGGUCUUCCGAAAGACAUUCUCGCCUGGUAUGUGGGAAGGUAUGGGUAAUAUGUGGAGUACCAAGGAUAUCUGGGAGACGCUCGAGGCCGAAUACACCCCUUCUCCCGUCGAGCGCCAAUCACACAUCAUCUAUUGCCUCCGGUCGACUCGCCUCCCGCCCCAAGCAUCUCUUCGCGACAUUUUCAAGCUGUGGGAUACUUUCAACCUUCUAGUGAUCGAAUCCAGGGACGCUGGCUUGUUCAUCCUCGAGGAAGAAGUGGUGGAUAGGUAUAUGGGAGCUAUCGGGAGCGGCGAGGCGGGAAAGCUCGUAAGGGCGACAUAUGGAAGCAUGAGCAAGGACGAGCCUUUGAAGGGUACUUGGAGAGGAGCAAGGAGAGCGGUUCGGAUGUGCAUCAAAAAGCAAUUCGACGAUCACCAGCUCGCCAUUUCCGGCCACCCUGUCCCCAUCGCCAAAAGCUCGACGCUCAUGCCCCCCACCCCAGAGUAUGAUGAACCACUCAGCAAUACCGAGCCCAACCUACCUCCUACCCCGGAACCGACUCCCAGGCCAGCUACAAUUCCCAUCGCCCCCGACGCAUACACCAUUGUGGAUCGCGUCAAAGACCGCAGAAGAGGUAGUACGCGGACUGCUCUGAGCGAAAAAGACAGCAACGCUCUCGCAAGCCCAGUGCCGCCCAAGAAGAUGAGGAGGGAGAUUGAAGAAGUGAAGAAAGAUGGAGGCGACGCGAGGCAUAGGAGGGGAGAGAGCCUGGCUCGGGGUGAGAUGAGGGAAGUUGCUACUUCUCGUUGA
Molecule: messenger RNA, 1125 nt
Organism: Cryptococcus wingfieldii CBS 7118
Lineage: Eukaryota; Fungi; Basidiomycota; Tremellomycetes; Tremellales; Cryptococcaceae
Exons: 1
Coding region: 1-1125 (374 amino acids)
Source: RefSeq, a predicted model, not a curated record